CGGUGCGCGGGAGGCAGCCUGAGAUGGCAGAUGAGAUCUUCAAGGCUCAGGUCGUCCGGCCUGGUGGCGACACGAUCUUCGGGAAGAUCAUCCGCAAGGAAAUCCCAGCCAAAAUCAUUUUCGAGGAUGACCAGUGUCUUGCUUUCCAUGACAUUUCCCCUCAAGCACCAACACAUUUUCUGGUGAUACCUGAGAAACAUAUAUCCCAGAUUUCUGCAGCAGAGGAUGCUGAUGAAAGUCUUCUUGGACAUUUAAUGAUUGUUGGCAAGAAAUGUGCUGCUGACCUGGGCCUAAAGAAGGGUUACCGAAUGGUGGUGAAUGAGGGCUCCGAUGGCGGACAGUCUGUCUAUCAUGUUCAUCUUCAUGUUCUUGGGGGUCGGCAGAUGAACUGGCCCCCUGGUUAAGCAUGUGUUAGGGCCAAUUGUUCCUUUUCCAGGCAGUGAUAAAGUUUGCAGUCCAAUGUCAAACAGCAUACUUUUGCCUAUGUAUACAGAUUGAGGAAAUACUGGAGAAAAAUAAAAACAUACAUAAUAAAAGACA
Messenger RNA from Oryctolagus cuniculus (rabbit), 540 nucleotides. The record is from RefSeq and is a predicted model, not a curated record. Lineage: Eukaryota; Metazoa; Chordata; Mammalia; Lagomorpha; Leporidae.